ACACACACACACUUCCUGACCAUGAAAUCACCCUGGAGCGAAGCAAAUUAAGCUAAAAAGAAAUAGAAAUUUAUCUAUUUAUCCAGUCUUAGAGGAGAUAAAGGUUGAAUCUAGAACCCUAACGGUGGAACUCCUCAGAUCAUCUAGGACCCUUGCUGUGGAACUCCUCAGAUCAUCUAGGACCCUUGCUGUGGAACUCCUCAGAUCAUCUAGAACCCUCACGUUGGAACUCCUCAGAUCAUCUAGAACCCUUGCUGUGGAACUCCUCAGAUCAUAUAGAACCCUCACGUUGGAACUCCUCAGAUCAUCUAGAACCCUUGCUGUGGAACUCCUCAGAUCAUCUAGAACCCUUGCGGUGGAACUCCUCGGAGAACCCGCGAGGAACUCUUCUGUAGAUCAUCUACCUAAAGCGCUUCCUGUUCCGAACCUUUUCUCAAUGGGAAAUCCUCUGAUCUAUAUAAAACCCCGGAGAGCGUCAGCGGCACAAGUAUAGGUUGUAACACACACACACACACACACAAACACACACACACAGAGUCGCGUGUUAUUUUGUGUGCGCGUUCGUCUCCUGCAGCAACAAUGUGAAACUCCAUCCGCUCGCGCUGCGCCGUAACUCGAGCCGUGGAAAAAAACGGGGAGGAAACAGGCUCGCGCCGCGUACGGUUACCGAAUAACAGGCCCCUCCCCCUUUCCUUUCCCUCUCCGUCUCUCUCUCUCUCUCUCUCACUCUCUCUAUCCCUCUCUCAGACCUCGGAGACGCGGCACGCAGCAGCAGAAGAUGGCUGAGCGCACCGGGCAGCGCGAGCCCCGCACGGCGGCAGCGUCGUUAUCCCCGUCCCUCUCACCGGGGCGAACCUGAACCCCCCUUUCCUCUCGUUUCUCCUACUCUAAACACAAACCCAAAGAUUCCCCGUGUCUGUACCGUCGCUCCGUGCGUCCGCGACCCCACGUCAUUUCUCCUGACACACACACACAUAUACACGCGCGCGCGCGCGCCACACGGAGGAAUUUUUUUCUUCUCUGGUUUUGUUUUCUUUAAUCGCAGCAUGGCGGAAACGGAGAAGGAGGGCAGCAAAGCUCCGGAGAGCAAGAGGAGCCGGAAACCCGCUCACCCCGUCAAGCGCGAGAUCAACGCAGACAUGAAGAGUUUUGCGGAGAACACGAUGAACGAGCUGCUCGGGUGGUACGGGUACGACAAAGUGGACCUGCGAGACUCGGACGAUCUGGAGAUCCGUAAUUAUCCGGACGGGGAAAUCCGCCAGCACAUCUCCGUCCUGAAAGAAAACUCCUUGCCAAAAGCGGUGAUGCCCGAGGGCAGCUCGUCUCCUCCUCAUGCCAACAGCUCUUCUUCAACUCCUACAUCACGCAACGGCGUCGCCACGGAGACGCCUGCUAACCCUGCCUCCUCCUCCUCUUCCUCGACGACAGUUGCCAAGGAGCAAGGGGGCAUGCCAAUCAUAGUUCCCCUGAUUCCACCCCCACUCAUCAAACCACCAGCAGAGGAGGAGAUGUGUAAUGUUCAGAUCGUGUGUGCGUGGUGUCAGAAGGUCGGUCUGAAGCGUUACUCCCUCAGCAUGGGCUCUGAACUCAAGAGCUUCUGCAGUGAGAAGUGUUUCGCCGCAUGUCGCCGCGCCUAUUUCAAACGCAACAAGGCCAGAGAGGAGGAGGCCUCCACGCAGCACAGCAAAGACACGCCCAGACUUGUCCUCAAGACACACAGCGAUGCGCUUUCGGGGGUCAGAGGUGAAGGAGACGCGGGAGACGAGUUGAGAUGUAAACCAGAGGCGCUAAUGUCCGAGGUGUGUGACUGGUGCAAGCACAUCCGCCACACUAAAGAAUAUCUGGAUUUUGGCUCAGGUGAGCGGCGACUCCAGUUUUGCAGCGCUAAGUGUCUCAACCAGUACAAGAUGGACAUCUUUUAUAAAGAAACCCAGGCGGCCCUGCCUGGUGGACUGUGUAACCCUGUUUAUCCGGCCGGAGACGGAAAAACGGAAGCAAACACCGGGGUCCAACUUCUGACCCCUGACUCUUGGAAUGCACCUUUGAGCGAGCUAAGGCCCCGCAAGGCACCAUCACCGGGGGCAACAACAUCCGGAGCUGGACACUCGGGAUCCAUGUCUGCAUCACCCUCUGAUUCCAGCGCCGCAGGUUCAGCGUCUUCAUCGUCCUCAUCCUCGGUGAAAAUCCCCACGCCAAGGCCACAUGAGAGUCCAACGUUACCCCCACCACCCCUGCCACCACCCCCUGGACCUGGAAUUCACCCACCAAUGGGUGUUGUGCCCAAUGGAAGCCCUCCAAUGAUAAUGACGCCCCGCGGCCCAGUGCCCCUGCCCCUCUUCAUGGAGCACCAGAUGAUGCAGCAAAUCCGCCCUCCCUUCCUACGCCCUCCUGGCCCUAACAGCCCCCUUCCUAAUCCCAUGAUUCCAGGAAUUGGGCCACCUCCGCCACCUCGAACCUUGGGCCCUCCAUCUAGUCCCAUGCACCGACCCCUGCUUUCGCCUCAUGUCCACCCCUCUUCCACCCCUACCUUGCCAGGUAACCCUCCUGGAAUAAUGCCCCCUCAUCCAGGUACCCACAUACCUGGACUUCCCUUCCCACCGGUUAACAUGAUGCCACCAGGGCCCAUACCAGUGCCACCUAUGAUGAAUUUUGGCAUGCCAUCACUGGCCCCAUUAGUGCCCCCUCCAAUGCUUUUAGUGCCGUAUCCUGUAAUUGUGCCAUUACCAGUCCCGAUUCCCAUCCCUGUUCCUAUCCCGAUCAGUCCAAAGGCAUCAGGCGAUCGCCCAGGGAAUGAUGGGAUGCUUCCAGAAGUUUCUGGUGAGCAUAGCGACUCGCAGGACUCGUCCUUCUCCCCCAGUUCAUCCAGAGGAGAAGGUGGAGCUCAUAAGCAAAAUUCCUCCGGCUCAGAUGUGCUUUCUCCAGACAUUUCCAGUCAGAUGGAACGGCAUAGUAUGAGCUUGAUUAAAACAGAAAGUGCUGGAAGUUCCAGUUUAUCACAUCCAGGAUCCCCCACAGAAGCACCAGCAAAUGGAAUAAUUGACUUGACGACAAACCGGCGCUCCCGGCAGCAGCUAGUGAUCCAGAGAGCCGCGCCAUGCGUGCAGGUGAAGCCCGAGCCUGAAUCGACCACACCCACAAGUCUAAGCGUGUCAAGGGUGGGUGAAUGUGAAAUGAAUGAGAGAGAUUCCUGUAGCAGAGGGCCAUUAGAGGACACACAAAACGACAGAGACACAGAGAUUAAAAGCCCACUGAACAACAUUACUCUGCCUUGUGCUGACCCUUCAUUCUGUAGUGCUACGCCUCUACUAUCUCAACCAAUCACAUGCAGCCUUUCUACCCCCCUGGCCAGCAUCAGUGUGACCAAAACAGAGCCAGGUACUGCUACACCUUGUAAUGUGAUUGUUAAUGGCAGCUGCAGCAUGCAGCCACUAGAUCCCACAGUCCGGACACCCCCUCCAGAACAGCGCCCUGCUGUGGAAAUGACCCGAAGGACAGCCACAAUCUGUGACGAGCCAACUGAAGGAGAGGACCUGAAGGAAAACAGCUGCUCAGCCAUCGAGCGAACCUUUUCCGAGCAGGCUGUAGCACCUGGGCGUGCCGGAGAGGAAAAAUCCCAAGAGGCAGAAGACGCUGCAUCUGGAGCAGACCAUGCAUACGCCUUGCCCCUCAUGCCUAAACCAGGCUGCGUCAUUCAGCCUGUGCCAAAACCAGCAGAUAAGACGGCAGCCAUAUUGCCGUGCGGCUUGGAAACUCCAUUAUCAGCGGUGGGAGCAGCGGAUAUGGAGCCACCGUUGAAAAGGAGGUGUUUGCGCAUCCGCAAUCAGAACAAGUGAAGAGUAAGAAAGCUUGCAGACACUUACAUCUCACCAAAGGGACAAAAGCGGAGCACUGCAGCAGAUCCCAUCAGUCCACCAAUCACCAUGUCAGCAUAACCUUCUCUACAAGCUCAAUUAUGUCUCUGUUAGAUAAAUGAUUGCACUCUCCCUCCUCUCAGAACAGACUGAUCCCACGGAUUCCUUUGAGGGACGAAUUUUCGAUUGACCGUUCAAACUUCUGACUGUACGUGAACCUCUGUUUUUCAUCACUGUUUGGUAUUAUUCUAUCUACACGGACGUGUCUCCCUCUACAGGUCCGGUUCAGCGCUGCAGUGCUACGGAUUGUGAUGUAGAUAUAGAGUUGUGACAAGGCCAAAACUUGGGUGAUAAAGCCAAAACAGCAAUCAUGAGAGGUCCAGUGGCCUGCCAAUGAAACAUGCAAAAGAUGAACUGGACCAGCUCCUGAACAGGCCCGGAAUCGGGCCUUAAACAUGGCCUUAAACAUGAGGCCUGCCAAUCAGAUGUGCCCACAGAUAACAGACAAGUAUUUUUGUUUACUUUCAGUGUUCAGACAAGUCUGCUUUUGUUUAUAUGUGGUUAAAGAGAAAGAGCUGGAGCUCUGGGAUGCCAGUGGUGUCACACUUUAAAUGGACAGAGUGCCAAGAAAGUGAAAGGUCACUGUGGUCACAUUCUUUGGUGACAUCUCUCUUUUUUUCAUUUUUUUUUUUUUUUACUUUUCCUUCUUUCUUUGGCACCACCAGCAAGAACUGUACUGAACUGUUCCUCUGUGUCCUUUCUGGCCACCAGAAUGACCUGAAAUGUCAAAAAUACUCCCCCUGCUGGAACAGAAUGGACAUGAAGAAUGGAAAAAAAGAGGAUUGCAGUGCUAAUGAAGAUUUCUAGCCAGUUAUGGUGGCGUGUAAAAGGGAAGGAUGUGCAAUGUAAAGUAUCACGGAGGCAUGGAUGACAGGGUAGAAACAACGUGGCUUAAGUUAAAAACAAGACUCAACAUCAAAAUCCAGCCUCCUGGAGAUCAGCAGAUGGAUGUACAUGGCCAUCAGAGUUUUAUAUAUGGGACAUGGUGCUCCAGGGCACUGGAGUCCAGCAUGGUGGUGAUUUCUCUAGUUUAACACACGUAUUAAAGCUGAUUAUUGGCCGUCUUUAUGUCAGGGAAUCAACACACUGUGCUGAACUCCAGUUCUUCACUCUUCUACUGUUCUAGAUGAGUAGCCCAAUAAAUCAUGCCAUUAUUUAUGUUAGUCAAAUAAGUCCACAUGAAUCCAUAGUCAAAUCAGUUCAGUCACACGAAUCAACCUCAAUCAAUUAAUCAAUCAAUCAAUCAGUAGUUAAGAUGUUCAGCAUGAUGAGCUGAGUACAGGUCUGGGAUUUUACUGAGGUCUUUUUGGUUUCAUGGAUAAGUUAUGUUAUAUAAUACUCUCUGUUUUUGCCAACUUGCAGUUUUUCAUUAAGUGGCCAUGACUUUGCUGUCCCAAGCAACAUUUUUUUUUUGCAUUCUGGUUUUUCAAACUUGUGGAUUAGACAUGCUAUGGUUUGCAGAAAUGACACACAGACCUGGUCUAGAUAAGAAUGGAAAAGAGGAGGUUAAAUACAACUGGUCUUUAGACUCUGUCAGAUUUGUCUGAAGGAAGUUUGAAGCAAGCAUCACAAGGCUUCCUGCCAAAACUUGAAGAAAGCUGAGACACCAAAUCAACACUUACAAAUCUUCAAGGAACCUUUAGACCUUCAGAAACAAACCAGCAAAGUUAAAAAAAAAUGAAAAUGAAAGGCGAUCUCUAGCUCUGUGAGAGUGUAAUUCAAAGCUUGUAGAGUGUGUGUGUGUGUAUGUGUGUGAGGUUCAGGUCUCACCAAGAACCCGAGGCAUUUCGGCACGUUCGGUUUUAAUAAAAAGAAAUCAUGGUCGUCUAAAACAGGGGGACAGGAAAUGAUGCGAGAACUUGCUGAGGAAACCGUGUGUCAUUUUAGGGUGUCCGGAAAAAAGUCAAGGUCCUCUGAGAUUUUUCCCAACACCCGGGGUGUGUGUGUGUGUAUGUGUGUGUGUGUGUGUGUGUGUAACAUCACACUAAAAUAUCAGCUCCCAUUCACCCGAGAGCUCCAGUUCCUGAACCGGCUCUCUGUUUUCGUUUCAGAUUUUCCCUCGCUCUCAGCAGCGCAGUGUCAUCUUCUCUAAUUUCUGUGUUUGGUUUGAUCCGUCCCCGCUAACGUCAGCCAAAAUCUUCCCUCACUUUUUUUUUCCUAUUUGUCCCUCCAUCUUUACUUUUAAGAUGAAUGUGGAGUUGGUGCUGGCUUUUUUGGGGAGUUUUUUUGGACUCACUUUUAUGUCACACACAUUUUCUGGUAGAACUGAACUUAUGAGGACCGAAAGGUUCUCAUAAGCACCAUAAUGUGAGGGUUCACUUGGAGAUAAAACACACACACACACACACAGUAGUUUCUAAACCACAAGCAGUCGAGAAUUUUUCCCCCUUCAGUUAGUUUCUCCUUAUGGAGGACAGGACUUAAAUCUGGGGUCUCAUGGUAGGAUAGUGUGUGAACAGGAAUACACACACACUCAUAAACACACACAGGGAUCCCUUUCAGUCUGGCUUUCACAUCCCUGUGACUCACUAGAGGAAAAAAACAUGAAUAUAAUAUUUAUAUCAAUUUAUCCAUUUUACCUUUGACCAAAAAAGGACACAGUUAGGUCAAUUUUUACCCCAAGAAACUUUUCAUGAAGUGCAGUCUUCAGUCCGCAUCUCCACCGUCUCCGUUACUUACACACGUUUUGCUGAAUUGACCAGAAAUCAGUAAAAAUCACUAAAAAUGAUAAAACACUAGAUAUACACACCCAAACACUCCAGCACCUCUCAGAUAACGCUGUAAACUGAAAUAUUGUAUAUUUUCCAUCCGACCCCAUCUGUGUGUGUGUGUGUGUGUGUGACCUUGCUGUUGUAACCUGAUUCGUGCAGACUGGACAGAUAUAACUCUGAAACUCAACCCCGCUGUAGUGUCUGUGGUUUCAUGCAGACAAGACAAUGACACCAGCAUAAAAUAAAAAAAAGCGUGUGUGUGUGUGUGUUUUGUGACAGCGAGUGCUGUCCUUGAUAAGCGAGAACAGCGAGAGAAAAUAAAAGGCUUAAAGGAAAGCUUUGCCACACUCCGAGCUAGCGACAAAAUCCAAAGUGUGUUACGUAAGAACGCUGUGUUCAAGCCACUUCAUGUCCUUUUCUUCUGGCUUUAUGUUCAUGAAUUAUAUCCCCUGUCCAUCUCCAGUCUCUAUACCCAGGAAAAUGAAUACUUUUUUUUUUAGCAAAACACGUCUCUCCUGCUAACAAUGAACUGCCAUACCGCGUUGUGUUUAAAUCUGUUCCUUUGCUCUGUAUCUUCCCCUGGAACAUCACAGCCUUCAUCAAGCUCAAAUCCUUAUGCUUGUCCAUUUUUCCUGCUUCUAACAUCAACUUUGAGGACAAAAUGUUGACUUGCUGCCUAAUAUAUCCCACCCACUAACAGGUGCCAUGAUGAGGAGAUCAUCAGUCUUAUUCACUUCACCGGUCAGUGGUCAGGAUGUUAUGACUGAUCGGUUUAUAGUAUAAACUAGGUGUUUUACUCAGGAGGUGUUCAUUCCUCUGUAUCGGGGGAAAUAGAGAUAUAGGGGAUGAGGUUGUGGUGUUGGAUUACUAGUCGUAAGGUUAUGAGUUUGAAUCCCAGGUCCACCCAGCAUCCACUGAUGCUGGAUCGGAUAUCGUCAGUGCUUUAUUUCAAAAGCUGAUGUCGGAUCUUGUUACCAUGACAACGAACCUAUAAGCUUGGAUUAGGAGCUGGAAGCUUGUGACGCUUUUACGUCUGGAUGUUUGGAGAUGUUUGCUGCAUGAGUUACAGCCGGGGUGUCAUUAAGAGAAAGUCGUUAGCGGGCGUCUUGAGAUAAGUUUUCUACAGUUGUUAGGUUUGGUGAAGUUAUUUGUGAGACCGACCCCAGGACACACGCUUCCUGUAGCCACCGUGAGAAAGAACUGAGGGUGAAGUGAAUCAGACUGUAGCUUUCUGAAGCCUAGAGACUGUGGCAUCGUUAACGUGACACGUCAUUUUAGACACGCCACCUCCACAUGACCAUACAAAAGUUCUGUGUUUUCUUCUAACCGAAUUCACACACAGGUCAAGGAACAGACUUUCAGCCAAAACUAAUCUUUUGCUUGGUGUCAGCGUGUCACAGGGAACUAGAGCCGGUGGAAUAACACUGUUUUCUGUUUUCUCCAGUUGUUCAGGAGCAUUCUGUGUGAACAGAGAGAGAGAGAGAGAGAGAGAGAGAGAGAGAGAGAGAGAGAGAGAGAGAGAGAGAGAGAGAGAGAGAGAGAGAGAGAGAGAGAGAGAGAGAGAGAGAGAGAGAGAGAGAGAGAGAGAGAGAGAGAGACUGGUGGUGAUGUGCCCUGGGGUUUAUUGAGGCAGAGAGAGGGCAGAAACCCUGUAAAGCAUUAACCGUGUCUGGACGUGUGCCGAUAAUCAGUUCCACGAUAUUCAGCGUGUAUUUUACUACAUGAUAUUGUCAGAGGAUCGUCCUGUUAUAGGGCUGUUAUUUAUUUAAUUUAAUUUAUUUAAGCUUCUUCACAGAUGUCUAUGCUUUUUUUAUUUACUUUCCAAAAAUGUUUUAUUUCUUUUUCUGUAACUGUCAUAAUAAUAAUAAUAAUAAUAAUAAUAAUAUUAAUAAUAAUAAUAAUAAACAUGAUAAAACAAUUAUGACAAAAGCCAAACCUGUAACGUCGGCACAUGAUGGCCAAAUCACGUCUCAGAUAUCAUACCGGACUUUUACUUUUUCUUUAAAGUGAGAUUUGCAUAUUCAUGAGUGUGGGUGUGGCUGCACUGUAUUGAUUCAUGAACGAAUUAAUCAUUUGUUUAUUCAUAUAAUUAUGGAACAUUCUGGCUUCUGCAGAUCCGAUGUCAUACAGUGGAUCUAUACAGUACCGGUCACUCAGACAGCACCAACAGCCAGAAUUAUGCAAUGACCGAUUCUUACUCUUACUGCACUCUGUGAGGCGGACGAUGGAAAAAAAAAAACAAAAUCGCAAUUUUUAACCUUGUUCAAAGUUUUCGCAGGUGAAGAAAAGCUGCCUUAACUGUUGCUUCUGCACUCCAGCAGUCUGAUGUUAGAAAAAUCAUCCACUUUGUAAAAAAAAAAAAAAAAACCACAAGAGAAAAACCCAGUAAUCCGAUAUAAGGAUCAUUCUCGUCUUCAUGUAUAUAAUGAUUUUUUUUCCCUCAGUGACUUGUCUGUGAUGGGGGAUUCACAAACGAGUCGACUCAAAUCGACGUGAAUCAGAUGGAUUCAUUUGCAAA
Messenger RNA from Hemibagrus wyckioides, 9140 nucleotides. It is a transcript of the gene sobpa, whose product is annotated as sine oculis binding protein homolog (Drosophila) a. Gene Ontology annotation, biological process: animal organ development. The coding region runs from base 1047 to 3833 and encodes 928 amino acids. The record is from RefSeq and is a predicted model, not a curated record. Gene Ontology annotation, cellular component: nucleus. The transcript is spliced from 8 exons. NCBI's taxonomy places the organism in Eukaryota, Metazoa, Chordata, Actinopteri, Siluriformes, Bagridae.